AUGAAUCAUUCAAAAUAGACUAAACAAAAGUCCAACAUUGAGGAUUUUUCAGAAUCUGAAUAAGAGGAAACAUUAAGAAAAUCUUUGAACGCAUAAUCCUAAUCCUUAUUUUAAACUUCCUUGUUCACUGCCUUAGAUUCGCAAGUUAAACAAUUUAACAAGAAACCAAUAGUUAAAAAAUCUAUGACUGAAUUCCUUAACAAUUAUGAUUAGAAUUUUGAUGAUGUCUUUGGAACUAUGAACAUGCCCUUAGAUGAUGUUCAUUUGAAUCAUUCAGAAAAUAAAAAGAACCCUCAAAACAAUAUUGAUACUAAAUAAAAAAGUAAUAAUAAUAGAAAGUAAUCAAAGAAAAGACCAAUAGAACCAUUAAAUUCAGAAUCAGAUUCUAAUUCAGAAAUCUAUACUGCAACCAAAAAGUAAUCAAAAUAAAUUACAAUUACCAAAAAGAAAUCUUCUAAAAGAACUGUGGAUUCAGAAUCAGAUGAUGAUGAUAAUCAAGAAGAAUAUGAAUAAUUCUAAUAAAUUGAAAAUAAAAUUACAAAAAAAAAUAAACCAAAAAAAUAAAAGAAAAUUAAUAGUAAUUAAUCAUCUGAAGAAUAAUCUAUCGAAAAUAAAAACUCUGAUCUAAAUUCUUUAGAGAUGCCAUCAAGUAAUGCUAAAAAGGAAAAGAAAGCCUAAAAAUUGAAAACAGCAAUUUUCAAUUUUAAUUAAGGUGAACCUGAAACCAAAAAGCAAAAUAAAUCCAAUAAGAAAAACAACAAGGAUGCUAAAUAGGAUACCGAUAAAAAAUAGAACCCAAAAACAAAAAACAAAAGAUAGAAUGAAUAAGAUAAUGAUCCUAAAAAUGAUAAGAUUGAAUAAUUAAUUAAAGAAUAUAAAAAAUAGGAGUAGGAAUUACAACAAUAAAAUCUCACUAAUAAAAAAGAUAAAUCACAAAAAGACAAUGGAACUAAAAAUAAAACAGAAAAAUAAGACACAAACCCUAUGUUAAAUUUAGAUAAUAUUAAAAUGAAUUCUCUGAUUCCACAAUGCUGCCCAAAAAAAGAUACAGAUGAUGAAGAUGAUUAAUGA
This is a messenger RNA of Paramecium octaurelia, 1071 nucleotides long. The record is from the annotation of a GenBank genome assembly. NCBI's taxonomy places the organism in Eukaryota, Ciliophora, Oligohymenophorea, Peniculida, Parameciidae.